Molecule: messenger RNA, 5334 nt
Organism: Athene cunicularia (burrowing owl)
Lineage: Eukaryota; Metazoa; Chordata; Aves; Strigiformes; Strigidae
Gene: EXOC6B
Product: exocyst complex component 6B
Exons: 18
Coding region: 117-1805 (562 amino acids)
Biological process (GO): exocytosis; intracellular protein transport; Golgi to plasma membrane transport
Cellular component (GO): membrane; exocyst
Source: RefSeq, a predicted model, not a curated record
AGCAGCAAAGAAACCUGGACAAUAUUGUAUCACAACAUCCCAGGAUAAGCGGGGGGAAGAAAUCCAAGAAAGAAGUCUGCGCAAGCUCAGAUCUGGAGGUAAAAAACACUAGCCCCAUGUCUGAGCAAGAUUCGGGUAUCCUGGAUGUUGAAGAUGAGGAUGAGGAUGAAGAGGUGCCUGGGGCCCAGGACCUGGUGGACUUCUCACCCGUGUACCGAUGCCUGCACAUAUAUUCUGUGCUGGAUGCUCGAGAAACCUUUGAGAACUACUACAGGAAACAGAGAAGAAAACAAGCCAGAUUGGUCCUGCAGCCUCCUUCAAACAUGCAUGAAACUUUAGACGGCUACAGGAAGUAUUUUAAUCAAAUUGUAGGGUUUUUUGUAGUGGAAGAUCACAUCUUGCACACAACGCAGGGCUUGGUAAAUAGAGCCUAUAUUGAUGAGCUGUGGGAGAUGGCGUUAUCAAAAACUAUUGCAGCACUAAGAACACAUUCAUCCUACUGCUCGGACCCGAGCCUGGUGUUAGACUUGAAGAACCUCAUUGUCCUCUUUGCAGACACACUCCAGGGAUAUGGCUUCCCAGUGAACCAGCUCUUUGACAUGCUCUUGGAGAUCCAAGACCAGUAUAGUGAAACCCUGCUGAAGAAAUGGUCAGGAGUUUUCAGAAAUAUACUUGAUUCAGAUAACUACAGUCCCAUCCCAGUGACGAAUGAAGAGGUUUAUAAGAAAAUAGUCGGACAGUUCCCGUUCCAGGAUGCAGAACUUGAAAAGCAACCGUUUCCAAAGAAGUUCCCCUUUUCUGAGUUUGUGCCUAAAGUUUACAAUCAGAUUAAGGAAUUCAUCUACGCCUGCCUGAAGUUUUCAGAAGACCUUCAUCUGAGCUCCACUGAAGUUGACGAUAUGAUUAGAAAAUCUACAAAUCUGCUGCUGACCCGAACACUGAGCAACUGUUUACAGAACGUCAUCAAGAGAAAAAACGUUGGGCUGACGGAGCUUGUACAGAUUAUUAUAAAUACGACCCAUUUGGAGAAAUCCUGCAAGUUCCUAGAGGAAUUCAUAACCAAUAUCACUAAUGUACUUCCAGAAACUGUCCACACUACAAAACUCUACGGGACCACAACCUUCAAGGACGCCCGCCAUGCUGCCGAGGAGGAGAUUUACACUAACCUCAACCAGAAGAUAGACCAGUUCUUGCAGCUGGCGGACUACGACUGGAUGGCCAUGGAGCCGGGCAGCAAGGCCAGUGACUACCUUGUGGAUCUCAUCGGGUUCCUACGCAGCACGUUUGCUGUGUUCACCCACCUCCCGGGGGAUGUAGAUGUCCACUCUACAAUGUCGGGGAAGGUGGCUCAGACUGCUUGCAUGUCGGCGUGCAAACACCUCUCCACCUCGCUGAUGCAGCUGCUGCUGGAAGCCGAAGUGCGGCAGCUGACGCUGGGCGCCUUGCAGCAGUUCAACCUGGACGUGGAGGAGUGUGAACAGUUUGCCAGAUCCGGCCCAGUGCCUGGGUUCCAAGGGGACACGCUGCAGUUGGCCUUCAUCGACUUGAGACAACUCUUAGAUCUGUUCAUCCAGUGGGACUGGUCGACGUAUUUGGCUGACUACGGGCAACCCACGUGCAAGUAUCUUCGUGUGAACCCGACGACAGCCCUCAUCCUGCUGGAAAAGAUAUCACGAGUGAUGAGAGACACAAGCAGAAAAAACAACGUUUUUGCCCAGUUUCGGAAAAACGAGAGGGACAAGCAGAAGCUGAUAGACACCGUGGCCAAGCAGCUCCGCAGCCUGAUCAACAGCCAUCACUCCUGAGGGACUGGGGGACCUCCCGCACCGCAGCCUUCCACAUGCCCGGACUUGGGAUUCUUGUUCAAAGAGAAUAUAUGUAUUUUUUUAUUCGCCUGUAUAGUAUUCACGAAACCUACCCCCGAUGACAAAAUGGUCCUUGUUAAACAAUCCUGGGGAAGAUAGGCAGCACUUCUUGUGAAGGUGGUGUCAGGAGUCGCCUGUUAUAAGCUCCUAUUUUCAGGAGUUUAUAAAGUGACGGUAAAUCCUGAAGCCUGAGAGAGAAGGUUCACACCCAGACUAUUUUCUUUUUUUUCUUUUUUUUUCGUUUUUUAAUAAGCCAAAUUGAGAGAAUCGCUCUGAUGUCCUUUUGUUAACUUAUUCAGUUGCAGAACAAAUGAAAACAAAACAUACAGGGAGGAGUCGUGGUUUCAGGUUCUUCUCAUGGGCUCCGGUAAAAGGAGCACACAUGUAGAAAUGUGUUAACCAACACGUGUCUUACCGACUUGGAUAUUGGAUUUAGGUAGGAAAAGACGCAAGCCGAUUUCCCAAUUUUUCUCCUCUUUUUCCUGGAAGGGCUGAUUUCCACCUUCGCUGGAGCUGCAGCCCUGUCCUGCGCGUCUGUCGUCGGCAGAGCCACCCCCUGAGCUCCACCUCUAGGACCGGCCAGUGUCUUUGGGACAUGUAGAAGGGCUUUGAGAGCUGCCUCGUUCAUUAGAUUUGGAAAGGGAGAGCCAGGAGGUGCCCUGGCAGGGUGUUCUGCCCUACCAGGCUGGUGCUGGGAUGCUCCUGCUCCCACCCAGCACGGUUGGGUAGCGGGAGAGGAAGGAUGCUCAGCAGGGAUGGUGCAGUCUGGGCUCUGGCGUUGGCCAGGGCACCCUUCAGGGUUGUUUUUUUUUUCUCUCCUUGCAUCUCUUUUCCAUGCUGUGUCCCGUUUUCCCUCUCCUCCUGAUACGGUGCAAUGGGGUGAAGCCCCUCCACUUCCUGCGAGCGCCCUGGCUCGAGGAGCGGCUCCGCCAACUCGCCGCUGGCCGGGAGGAUGAGGAGGAACCUCCUGCAGGUGCCCGAAGCGGAGGCAGCGGGAGAGGCCCCGCGGAGCAGCAUCUCUACCCCCCCGGCUCAGAAGUGCCUACGGACAAAAUUCCCCUCUCUGCUCCGGAGGUGCCCAAACAUCCUCCGCUCCAGUCAAGACAGAGGAUGGUAACGCUACCAGCAGGACUUGCAUCCAGGGUUCAGGUGACGGAGAGAGGGGACUUUCACCCUUAUCUCCUCGUUAUCAUUUUGACUCUAAUUACUGCAGGUGAAAGCUUACCCAGCCGCUUCCCUCACAGCCCAAACCCUGAUGUUUAAAGGGAAUUAAAAUCAUCCCCGUGGAUACAACAGCCCUGGCAGUGCUGCUGGAGCACGGGCACGAGCCGUGCCCGUUUCCCACCCUCGUGUGAAGGCGGCGGGUGCUCGGCCCUCAAACCACUUCUGGAAGAGGAGGAGGGGUCCCCUCCUUCCCCGCCCUCGGUGCAGACUCCCGAAGCUACGGAGCAGGCAGGACGUGUUUGAUCGUUGCCGUGUGGCAUUUGUAGAAGGGCAGCAGCACUUCCAUGGUGCUUUCGGUCCCUUUGCUUUCCGACCACGUGCACUUUUUGCUCAGUGUUUCUUGCCUGGGGAGCUCUUCUGACACUCAAGCUCUGGAUACACGAAGGGGAUGGUGCUUUAUCUUCCCUCCUUGUUCCUCAGCAAUACUUUGUUUUUUUUGUUUUUGGGUUUUUUUUAUUCUCAAUAAGGGUACGUGUUACUUAACCCUGAAAGUAAAUAGGCAUGUUGUCAGCAAUGUCACUCUGGGACUGUUGUCCUGUCCCAGCAGUCUCCAGCCACGAGGACCAGUGGAUUAUUUCCAUUAAGAGGGAAGAACCAAACCUGGUCUUACGGUUCAUUGCUUUUGGCAGGGGAUCAGAGGUUAAUUUCUUCUUAACGCCUCUUUGAAGUACUCGUAAGAAGGAUGGAGGAAAAAAAAGAAGCAGCUGAAUGAAAGUUGGUGUUAGCAUGGCCAGAAACAUCUACAUAUGACCAAGCAAAGGCUGUCAGAGGAACCGGUGAAAAUGAACUCAGUCCUUGCCCCACUGGCAACCUCUUUUCUGCUCUCCAAAAUGCUGGACCUGAGCGUGAACCAGCCUGGCCCCUGUGAGCCCCAGGGGAUCCCCACCUCGAUCUUGGCAUCCCAAAUCCUGCACAACCAAGAAGGAAAGAUUGCCCGGCUUGUCGGACUCCGAUAGGAAACUCUUCCUUGCCAGAUUGUUGGGGAAGGGGAGCAGAGCGGUCCGUAUGGCCCUGGCAGCGAUGGGAGAGCCCUCAGCCCUCCAGCCCAGACGUGUCCCACGAGCCACAGGACCACAAGGAAAAUUAAUUUCUCCUCCCCACCCCUCAGCAGUGCUGACGUGGGGACAAGAGUGCAAAGGAGGGGGCAAAAGCUGGUGGGAUCGGCUGGUUCAAGCAUCAGACCUGAGCUCCUACCCAGAGGUUGGAGAUCGAAACGGAAAACCCAGCUAUGGUGACAGUAACAGGGGAAGCUUCAGUCCACAGGGCACUUCAGAUAAGGGCCGUUAAAUAGUACCAAGCACUUUAAAAUCCUUCAGAAUCAAGCUGCUACAGAUGCUGGCAGUGGCAUCACUGAGCAUCAGCAAGCAUGACAAAUAAGGCACUCUGGCAUUUCCAGGUUUUAUUAGUGGGAGGAUAGACUGUCAAACACAAUUUCUAAUUGCUUUUGUCAGCGUCUGGCGUUGCUGCCAGGUGAGACCGUGCUUUGCUUUUGCAGAUUUUCCUCCCCUCCAUGGUAGGUGCAGGAUGAAGGAAGGAGCAGGCACCGCCGGGCAGCAUCGCCUCCGGUCCCCGAGACAUGGGGAAGGGGCUGAAAAAAUCAUCCAGAUCCCAACGCCACCUUGAAACUCCGCUUUUUUUCCCCAAGGAGUGACCCCUAUAAUUGCAUUGCACAAGGUAGACCCACAAAAAAAACCCCCAAAAAAACAACAAAGCAGAUGGAUUUCAGGGCAAGACCUCGUUUCAGACGCUCCAGACAGCUCCCAGCCUUCCUUGUCGCACAGCUGGGCUCUCUGUCCCGGCUCCACGAGCUUUAGUUAAAAGAGGAGCAGCACGGCAUGGCCGUGCCUGCCUGGGCUGGAUUUCCUGCUCCUCUAAGCUCUGCUCGGAGAGGCUGGGAUUGGGAUCCUGCAAACCAGCUUCUGGCGCUCAGGACUUGCUGCUGGGAAAGUCAAAAUCGGCCAAGGGAGAGAGAUUCAGCGAGUUUCUGAUUUCGGGAGGUCAAGCACCUAACCGCAAGUCACAGACCGGGAUGAAAAAUGGCAUUUUGGUACUCUGGUCCUAAUUAACUUUUUGUUCCGAGAGAUGCAGUUCUAUCCCUUCAAAAUAAAAUUAAUCUUUUAAACAGAUUGCUUAAAAAGCCCUGGAAGACGUUUAAAAUCCCCUCUAAAUCUCUUACUAACGAUUGGUAUCCUCCGAUACGGAUGGUAUUGCUUAUGAGGGAAAGGUUGUUGCUAUAAAUUUAUAA